GGCAGCAGCUCUAUACUUUCAGACAGCCAGUGUGUGUCGGGGAGAACAUUGCUGUCGUGUUUCUGUGUGAGCGAGACUGCGUGUGUGUACUAUUAUAUGUGCGUGUUUGCGUGUGUGAGUUAGUGGUUAAAGCAGCCUCUUAGGAUGAGAGGCAGAGAGAGACAGACGGUGUUGUGAUUGAGAGUUGGCAACAUCGCCUCUCUGCCGCCUCACCCAGUCCUCAUCCUGCCCUCCUCUCCUCUCUCUUUCCUCUGGCUCUGAUCUACAACACCGCUGGGAUGUCUUCUUCUCCAGGAUCCAUGGACGGCAGCCAGAGGAAUAGCUCAGAGAAGGUGCCACCCCACGUGAAGGAGGUGGAGCCUGCCCAGGUGAAGCCAAAGGAGGUGGAGCCUGGCCAGUUUAAGCUAAAGGAGGCGGAGCUUGCCCAGGCGAAGAUGAAGGAGAGGCAGAAGUUCUUUGAAGAGGCAUUCCAGCAAGACAUGGAUCAGUACCUGUCCACCGGCUAUCUGCAGAUCAGUGAGAGGAGAGGAAGCUUUUCGUCCAUGGAGGUGAACGUGGACAUGCUGGAGCAGAUGGACCUGUCCGACCAUGAGAGCUUUGACGUCUUCCUCCUCUCUGGGGGAGAGGACAACAACGCUGCCUCCCCCAUGCUAGGUCCAGACGUUGACUCGUUAACCACAGAGUUCACCCUGCAGGUUCCCACCCAGGCUGAGCUAGGAAACAAGCUGUCCUCCCUCUCCUCCACAUGCACUGAUAGCCAGGCCACAGAGGCUGGGGACGAUGAUGAAGAGGAUGAAGGGGGGAGGGAGGACAGCAGCCACCGUCCUGUUGGGGUGCAGAGGUUCCCCCCAACACUGUCCUAGCAGAGAGACCACCACCCCCCACCCAAAAGCAAGACACUUAAACACUGAGGACAGCAGCUCACAGGCCACAUAAGGGCCAGAGUAGGAGCUAAGACAAUGAACAGACCGAAACCCUGAGAGGAUGGGAGCUAAGACAAUAUACAGACCGAAACCCUGAGAGGAUGGGAGCCAAGACACUGAACAGACCGAAACCUAGCGGAAUAUAUGCUAUGCACUGGAUGCAUGGAGGAAGAGAUGCGUAAUUUAUGUUUCCUGUAUUUUCAUCCAUUUCUGGAAAGAAAUAACUCCAUGUUGAACAUUGUGGUUACAGUAUUAUUCCCCCAUAAUCUCUCGACUUGGUAAUAAAUAUUUCACCACCCUG
Messenger RNA from Oncorhynchus keta (chum salmon), 1224 nucleotides. RefSeq names its product dysbindin-like. Lineage: Eukaryota; Metazoa; Chordata; Actinopteri; Salmoniformes; Salmonidae. The transcript has 4 exons. The coding region runs from base 279 to 863 and encodes 194 amino acids. Gene Ontology annotation, biological process: negative regulation of protein kinase activity; platelet dense granule organization; anterograde synaptic vesicle transport. The record is from RefSeq and is a predicted model, not a curated record. Gene Ontology annotation, cellular component: BLOC-1 complex; plasma membrane; cytoplasm.